CUUGACAUAAUUUAUCUAAACUUAGCAUGUGAAACACAAUUUUAAUCAUUGAUAAUGGGACGUUUUUUGUUCUAUUUCUCGUAUGUAGGCACUCGCUACAGAGGAUUACAGAGACAGAGUACCACUGGCAUUGAUGAUACUAUUCAAGGAAGACUUGUGGAUUUUACCAGAGAUGUGUUAGGGCGUGACCUGAGUGACCCUACAGCAACGUUGUCAUCAUUGGUGUCUAGUAGAACGGAUGUAGGGGUCCAUGCAUUAAAUAACACAAUCACUGUUGAUUUUCCAGAUAGAAAACAAAAUGGACAACAGCAUGAUCUUAUGAUGAUACAAAAGAUAUUAAAUAUGAGGCUUGGGAAGAAAGGAGAAGAAAUAAGAGUUCAUAGCAUACAGCAGGUAGCUGAUAAUUUCCGUUGUUUCAGUAAACCUUACAGAAGACAUUAUAUCUACAGAUUAGGUAUCUUUAAAGAUUCAGCAUACGUCAGCAGUGGUACACCACUACCAAUCAUUGACAGGGGAUUUGUACAUCUUUUACACCCACCAUUCAGCAUGGAUAAAUUUCUACAAGCAGCAGAGGUUAUGUGUGGAACCAACAAUUUCACAUCAUUUACCAGUGUGAAAAAAAUAACGGAAGAAUUCAAAAAUCCAGUACGGACAGUUUCAAUCAAUAUAAAAAGAGGUGCUCCUUACAUGGCAGGAUCCACAGAAGAAUGUCAAGAGAAAUUAGAAUUCUGGGACGUUCAUAUUAUCAGUAAAUCAUUCAUGUAUAAACAGAUUAGAAGAAUGGUUAAUGGUUUAGUGGCUGUAGCCUGUGGCAAGUGUAGUGUGGAAGAUUUGAGACAAACAUUAAAAGAUCCAGCUCAUAAAGUCAAAUAUCUAGAAAGGUCCUUCCCACCAUGGGCCUUGUUUCUAAAUAAUGUGGAAUACUAUCCUGAAGACUUGAUUUAUCCAGGACCCCUUCCGGAACUUCAAAAGGAAUAUAGAACAUUGUCAAAAACUCUUGAAAAAUAUCUGCAUUUACAAGGAAACUCUGAUGGUAUUAAAGACAGAACAUUGGAUACAAUUAAUGUGCCAGAUAGCUGUCACGUUCUUAAUAAUGAGGAGAGUACGAAAAGCAAUGAAAAUAAUUCCAUAAAUAAAAUUUGUGACAGUGUUUCUUUACAUUGUGUUGAAAGAGCUCUAACUUUAAAUGAAUUCAGUGUGCAUAUAUCACAGAAUGUGUGUAGAAAUGAAUCUGUACUAACCAGCAAUGAUGAAAUUGUAGAUUCUGCUAUACAAAUAAAUUCAAAAGGAUAAUA
Mytilus californianus (California mussel) is the source of this 1295-nucleotide messenger RNA. RefSeq names its product tRNA pseudouridine synthase-like 1. The transcript is spliced from 8 exons. NCBI's taxonomy places the organism in Eukaryota, Metazoa, Mollusca, Bivalvia, Mytilida, Mytilidae. Gene Ontology annotation, molecular function: RNA binding; pseudouridine synthase activity. The record is from RefSeq and is a predicted model, not a curated record. The coding region runs from base 55 to 1293 and encodes 412 amino acids. Gene Ontology annotation, biological process: tRNA pseudouridine synthesis.